Messenger RNA from Pieris macdunnoughi, 666 nucleotides. NCBI's taxonomy places the organism in Eukaryota, Metazoa, Arthropoda, Insecta, Lepidoptera, Pieridae. The record is from the annotation of a GenBank genome assembly.
AUGGGCGGGGCGGGCGCCUGGGGCCGCGACGCGCCCGCGCUGCUGAGCACGGCGCUGCUGCUGGGAGGCGCAGGCGCAGGUUCCCUGGCUGACCGCCCUCCACCGCCGCUCUUCACCAUCGACAGCAUCCUGGCGCCGCGACCGCCGCCGCAAAUACCGCCGCUGCAGCUUCAUCACCUUGCUCACACACCCUUCCAUAGAGCACACGAGCUUUUCGGUGUCAGUAACGCAGUUACGAAUGCAAACAACUAUGCAAAUCUAUAUGGUGGCUACGCGGCGGCAGCGCUGGCGGGUUUGUCGGGUCCACCUCCAAAACGUAAACGUAGACAUAGAACUAUCUUUACCGAGGAGCAACUAGAACAACUGGAGAGUACUUUUGACAAGACUCAUUAUCCUGAUGUCGUGUUAAGAGAGCAACUGGCGCUGAGGGUGGACUUGAAAGAAGAAAGAGUUGAGGUAUGGUUUAAAAACCGUCGUGCUAAAUGGCGAAAACAAAAGCGAGAAGAACAGGAAAGACUUCGUAAGUUACAAGAAGAGCGGGAGUGCGGCCGUGCAUUGGCUCAGCAAAGGGCACACAUCUCGUCGCCGCUACGGCCGCCGCCCGCGCCACCUACGCCUAGGUCUUAUACCGAUGAAUCUGAGGACUCUGACCUGGAGGUUGCCUAA